Molecule: messenger RNA, 10744 nt
Organism: Dermacentor albipictus
Lineage: Eukaryota; Metazoa; Arthropoda; Arachnida; Ixodida; Ixodidae
Gene: ema
Product: C-type lectin domain containing ema
Biological process (GO): endosomal transport; endosome to lysosome transport; regulation of autophagosome maturation
Cellular component (GO): endolysosome membrane; late endosome
Source: RefSeq, a predicted model, not a curated record
AUCGCAGGUAUCCCGUUAAUCCGACAUGGCCGCCGUGCCGCUUUCGUAGCUGCUUCAUUUAUUACGAUGAAAUGGCCACCCCUGAGAGCAUGGCGUUUGCCCGCUGAUACUGCGUUCAAUCAAGCAAGGGACCGCGGUGUCGCGACUACGGAGCGAAGCCUUCGAGUGUUAUGGUGAAGUCGGCGUGGACUCGGUGAAACGAAAGAAAAAAACAACGCGACCACCAUGUUCCGCAACAAAGGUUGGUUCUCCGGCGGACUCUGGAAACCGAAGAACCCGCACUCCCUCGAGCACCUCAAGUACUUGUACCACCUGCUGUCGAAGAACCAGACGGUCACCGAGCAAAACAAGGGCAUCCUGGUGGAGACGCUCCGCUCGAUCGCCGAGAUCCUCAUCUGGGGCGACCAGAAUGACAGCACCGUGUUUGAUUUCUUUCUGGAGAAGAACAUGCUGUCCUUCUUCCUGAAGAUCAUGAAGCAGAAGUGCGGCCGCUACGUGUGCGUCCAGCUGCUGCAGACGCUCAACAUCCUCUUCGAGAACAUCCGCAACGAGACGUCGUUAUAUUACCUCUUGUCCAACAACCACGUCAACUCUAUCAUCGUGCAUAAGUUUGACUUUUCUGAUGAAGAGGUGAUGGCUUACUACAUAUCAUUCCUGAAGACCCUCUCUCUCAAGCUCAACAACCACACCAUCCACUUUUUCUACAAUGAGCACACCAACGACUUCCCUUUGUAUACCGAGGCCAUCAAGUUCUUCAACCACAACGAGAGUAUGGUGCGCAUUGCGGUCCGUACGCUCACCCUGAACGUCUUCAAAGAAGCUAAUGCCAGCAGGCCCGAAGGCAUGCUGCAGUCCAAACAUAAGAGAAAAAACGGACGUGUGGAGGACAGGGCGAUGCUGAAGUUCAUCCGGGACCGGACAGCUGCGCCCUACUUCUCCAACCUUGUCUACUUCAUCGGCAAGCACGUCCUCGAGCUGGACAACUGUGCCAUGCAUGCCGAGCACGGCAACAGCACUCGGCUGUCUGACCUGGUGGCCGAGCACCUGGACCACCUCCACUACAUGAACGACAUCCUGUGCCUUCGCAUCGAAGCCCUGAACGCGGUGCUCACCGACCACCUCCUCAACCGGCUCCUGGUGCCCCUUUACGUGUACUCGCUCGUCCAGGGACCCCACCCGUGCCUGGCGGACGACCGGAAGAAAGUCAGCAGCGUAGUCUCGUUGUUCCUCUUGUCACAGGUGUUCCUUAUAGUGUCGCAUGAGCCAUUAGUCCGGCAGCUGGCGAACAUCAUCCUGAACCGAGACAUGAAAGUGUUCACCUCACGAGCCAAGGACGACUCCGCCUCAAACAAGAGUGACUUGGGCAGCGAGCCCGAGUUUGCGGCCCCCGAAGAAACGCUCGAGAAGAGCCUGGAGACAUGGACAGCUGUGGCCCCGGCAAGCGAGGCCAUGGCAGCCAUGAGCGCCGAGGAACAGGGCUGCCGCGGCGACCCUCACGCUAGCGGCUCGGCUACGACGACACCUACCAACUCUUACCCGCCUGGCCUGCACCCAUCGGUGCCCUGCCACCCGGAGGACGGCGAUCACUCGCAGCCAGUGUCAGCGACGGACUGUGAGGUGAACCCCGCGUACCUACCCGAUGGCCUCAACAUCACGGACGAACAGAAGGCCCAGGCAGCGCAGAGGCUCAACAUGGCUGCCAUGGAGCAGCUCAGCCAGGGCUGGCCCCUCUGCGAGAGGCCCUUCUUGGCGGCCAUCUUGAACGCCCUUGACUGCAGCGAGAACGACCACCCAGCGUUGUUUGCGCUCUGUCUACUCUACGCGUUGGGCCACAACCCAGGCAUCAACCGCGAGCUGCUGGACACAGUGCUCAUGCCGUCACUGAAUCCAGAGACGAAGCACUGGUACAAUGUUGCCCUCAUGGACAAGCUGAUCCAGAUCAUCAGCUUGAGCUGUAAAUACGGGAGCAAGGUGCGUCUGGCAACCUUGGAGAUGUCGUUGCUGCUGCUUCGUCAGCUUGCGACGAUCGACGGCGAGUCUUGCCUGCAGGACCAUCACCUAGCUGGCUUGGAGCAGGCCAAGGAAGAGAGCACGCUGCUGCUCAGGAAUUUCUACAAGAGUGAAGAGAUCUUUCUCGACAUGUUUGAAGAUGAGUACCAGGAGAUGAAGAAGAAGCCGCUCAACGUGGAGUACCUGAUGAUGGAUGCCAAUCUGCUGCUGCCGCCCAUGGGGACGCCCAUGUCGGGGGUGGAGUUCCACAAGCGCCUGCCAUGUGGCGAGGUGGAGAGGGCACGAAGGGCAAUCCGGGUGUUCUUCCUGCUUCGCGAGCUCUCGCUGUUUCUGAGCAACGAGCGGGAGACGCAGCUGCCGCUCACCAACCUGGCGAGUUGUGUCAAGGUGGACGACGUUCUAGACCUCAACAACAGCGACCUGAUUGCCUGCACGGUGGUCAGCAAGGAUUCGCAGAAGAUCCGGCGCUUCAUGGUGAUCGACGUGGCGCAGCUCGUCCUCGUGGAGCCGGAUUCCAAGCGAUUGGGCUGGGGAGUGGCCAAGUUCGUGGGCUUCCUUCAGGACAUAGAAGUGACAGGCGACAAGGAGGACAGCCGGUGCCUGCACAUUACGGUGCACAGCCGGGGCGCGGCGUGCCGCAGCGCGAGCGGUCCCGGGAGCGCGCCCCUCCUGGCGGCGCGCUUUCUCUUCGACGACCACAUCCGCUGCAUGGCGGCCAAGCAGCGCCUCAACAAGGGGCGCCUGCGUGCGCGGCAGCGCAAGAUGCACAGCAUCGCCAGGCUGCUCGACCUGCCACUCCAGCCACCAUCACCCCUGCGGCACCACCCGCACACGCCAAGGGCGCCGUGCGGGCCGGUGGCCUCGCUGGCGGCAGCGUCGUCAAGUUUAAUGCACCGAAGCCUCUCCCAGGACACAGGCCUGCGCGGUCGAGCCGGCACUGUGGGUGGCGCGGGUCCACCGCACCACCAGCCUUACAGGCCGCUGUUCACAACGUCAUCGAAGGUGCCUGGCUUUGCCACAGCUCGCACUGGGCACCGAGGCAGUACUGGCGACAUCGAAGGACGGCAGCGAAGGCGUUCAGGAAGCAGCCCUGUCUCUCGUGGCCGGUCAUCGUCACGGGAGUCCUCUCCGCGCCUGGGUCACCGGUCGCGGGAUCACUCCGAGGAGAUACCCCUGGAAGACCUGUCGACCAGGGCACUGCCCGCCGCAGGCAGCCCGUCUCCCGUGCAGAUAAGGCCCUGCUCCAGCAGUUCUGGCGAAGGCGGCUCCAGCGGGGUCUGCAAGAAGCCCCGCUCCGAAGAGACUGCCAUGGACGAAGGUGUCGAGGUCGUGCCGGAGGUUGCCGUCACGGCUGCGCCGAUCUCCCUGGUGGUCACUGCGACGGAGUCGACCGAGUUUGAAGUGCCACUCCUGCUUCCACCCAAAGAAGGCUCCGCCGCCACACUUCCGUCUCCCACAUCCAGUGGUGACGAGACAGGCGAAAGUCCGGCGAACGAGUGCCGAAAGCCGUGCUGCUUCAGCGAGACGUCCUUUUCGGAAGGGUCCAGUACCACAGAGCACUGCAACGGGGACUUCUCGGAGGAAACGACGUGCCGGUCGUCGUCAGAGGAGACGACCGUCCUCGGCACGGAAGUGGACGACGGCUUCGAGGCGACGCUUACUCUGGCCGCAACGUCCAAGGCCAAAGGCUUUACCGGAAACAUCUUGGAGUUGGAAGAAAGUCAGCAUUAGACAUUGCGAGAUACUUUGUAGACAGGCUUCAGCAGUGGGCCACGGGGAACAUAUAUACGACAGUUGGUGGCAACAACAUGGUGCAACAACGCAAGCGUCUGAUGGAGUUGAGAUGACGCCCGCGUGCACAGAAAUGCCGACUCGCAGCGUGGGUCUCGCACUCAGCAUCGCUUCAUUCAGCUGUCUCUGCAGAGCACGUGCUUCGAGACAUGCGCCACGUGACUUCCGAUCAUUCGGUAUUUCGGGCAAUCCCUGCUUAGCCUGAAUAUUCCUUAUAUGCCUUAUAUUAGAAUGCAAACUUGCAUUCUUUUUCUGGGCACCCUCAACUAGUAAGGUAGUCACAACUAUAUAAGUUGAGGGUGCCCAGCUGGGGGACCUGAGAAAAAGAAUGGAAGUUUGUAUUCUAAUAUAAGGCACAUAAGGAAUAGUACAAAUAGUAUGAAGAAAUAGUAUAAGAAAUAGUGAAUAAGUACGCUAACUGCUGGCCGGCUGGCAGUGGACAAAGGGUGGCCGCCGGCAAGGAGGCUAAUGGAAAUGCAGCACUUUUCGACAUGCUGAUGUGGUCGAUCCCAUGCCCCAUCUUCAUGUGUGCGUACGCGUGGCAUGCACGAAGAGCGAGGGCUCGAGCCGUGCCAGAAUUGAGCCAAUGGAGGCAGCCCACUGACCCUUAGCAGGUGAAAUUGACAGCCGAGUGACAGUGCUUCAUGACCUGCUGGCAUCCCGUCCAGGCAGGAAGACACGGGACAUGGGAGCCCUUAGAAACGCAACAGCAUUGCGAAAGUGUACACCCAGCAUUAGACUCCCACAAACUACAGCUUUAAUUUGGAGAGGGGACACAUGAAACUUCACAGCAUACCGCUGAGCAGCAUUCGUAUUGAGGGCGGAACAAAAACAUUCAUUGAAGUAGAACAAAAAUAAAUGACUACCCAUACAGGGCUUCCAGUGGGGUACCAAGUUAAGCAGCACUUGGAGUAAUUUUUGAGAAAGUCGCACUGCCUGCGAAAGAGAAAUUUUCACUGCCGUACGAGGCUAAAAUCUGCUAGAUUUGGCAGAAAAUCAUCUUGUGGGACAUGGAGUGCAGUUUGGCACUCGUUGCAGCUGGGGCAUUGUGUGAUGCGGAAUGAAAGUGCUGACAAUGGGGGUACCUAGACUUGUUUGCAAAUAUGUUCCCCGUGGUUGCCCUCCCUCUAAGAUGCAAAUUGGGUGAGUGCAGUUCAAACUGUUCCAGAUGUCAUGAAAGUCUUCCCUCUGGCCAUAUUCGUGGUCACAUUAUGUUUGCAAAAAACACGUCCAUUGCCUGUUUCUGUGUUCUUGUGAUCCGGGGGCUGAAUUAUGUGCAUUUGGAACUUCUGUCCCACAACCCUUAUCUUGAGCUGUUACUGCAUCAUCUAACAAGCAACUUGGAAUUAAUCGCUAGAUCCUAGUUGCGCUGCUGGGACGUCUUUAUAUCCUAACUGCGCCUUGAUGGAGAGAGUGGAGUGAAAUAAUGUUUUAUGUGUUGUUCGAGGUGCUCGCUGUCGUGCCGCACAUUUUUAUCACGCUGGUGGGGAAGCAUCGAGAUUUUGUACAGAUCUUUCUACAAUGAAAAGCAUGCAUUUUUUUUAAAAACAUUUUUAGGGCUCUGGCACCUGCUAAAAGCCUGUCAUUAAUCAUGCAGCAUGUUCCUUACUGAAGCAGCUCUCAUUUUCAACGGUUGUCUAUGCUAUUGGCAAAUAUUUUUUUUGUAACAUCCCAUUUGAUUGCGACUCUGUCAACUUGAUGUGUACUACUUUCGGUUGGACUGUACCUACCUACACUGUGAGUGUUUCUAUUCAGUGACAGCCUGAGACUUUAGUACGAGCUAUGACCCCACAGAACAGCAGAGCAUCUGCCCCUUCGUUGCUGCUUGGUUUGAAACACUGUUUCGGAGACGUCAAUAUUGAAGGAAGUUUGCCUUCAUCAUGAUGUAGAAAUGAGCAUGCGCAAGGGACAGGUACAUUCGUCUUUUGUGUUCAACAGUGGUGUCCUGUUCCACGAAAUUGUCGAGUAGUCGUUAUAGCGUUGAUUGAAUUACGAGGGACUGUCCUUGUACAGAGGCAUGUCAACACCUCGUUGAUAAAGCUUUUUUUUCUUCAUUAGUUGGCUAGUGCAGACGUAGGUUUGUGGCACCGGGCAUUGCGUCGGUUGAGCCCGUAGCACUGGAAUUUUAGCAGUAGGAGUGUGUAGUCCUUAGCUCAGAUUUUUGAUGCUGAAAUAUUUGACCUCGCAGGAGAUGCCUCGCAAAUUUUUUUUUUUUUUUUUCGUGCAGUGUGUGUCUGCAUAAUGAAGAGGCUUUUGGCUGUGAUGCAUUGUAUUGCCUGUACAAAGUAGUUUUUCUUUUCCCUUCUGUACAAAGCGCACAGUUAUUAAUAUUUGCAUCUAGUCUCUGCGGGUGCGUCGUCUUUCAGCGAUCAAUUGUCAAGGGACCUAGCGUAGUGGAAUUGAUCCUCAAGCCACACCUGCUGACCACUGUGGUUAGUCAUAUGCCAAAGUAUACUUGCAGGCGUGCUGGACUUAGGAGAGGCUGGUGUGGCCAUGAAUGCUUUUGUCAGUUCCGAUGAUCGUGGGGGUUGUGGGGAAAGCAGCAGUCCUUGGAGGAUUGAAAAAGAACAUAAUUCUAAAAUGUGGGUUAAAAGAAGCGAGAUAGAGACAAGAGAGAGAGCCAGGAUGCACUGUUUCUGUACUUUCAGUUUGUGUAUUCAAGAGGGUAUGCGCUAAGUACGGCCCUGAAAGAAGUGGAACUGUCCGUUGUGGUCAGCAGCUUCACAGUGAGCGCGAGGUUUGUCAAGCAGCUUGCCGAACUGUCCCAGGACUGUGCUAACGCAUCUUUGCUGUCAUACCUGUUGGUGUACUUAUGUUUGGCACGAUCGGAGCAGUGUCUGCGUUGGAAUGAUGCAUUGUCUUGCCAGGACGUUGAAUGAGAUGUGUGGAUAUGUGUAACAAAAAAAAAAAUGUGCUGUAUAUUAGACCUUCUUUGUGUUUGUGCCUAACGAAUCUGCUCAAACUCUGUACUUUUUAGUGGCACGGUUGUGAAUGAAGGGAAUGUGAGGAGAUGUGAAACUGUUUCCUGUGGUAGUGCCAUGAAUGCUUUGUAGGCUGUAUUCACGAACGCACCUUGUCUGAACGCCCCUCUUCGAUUGCACCAAAUGGUGGUUGGAGUUACCUCUCGACUGAAGUGGUCACUAGUAAGCUCCACCAACACCAGAGUUUAAUUUAUGGCAAGUUCACCAAGUUUAGUUAAGCUUCGGUCAUAUCAGAAACAACUUUGCCUUUUUUUUUCUAGUCUUGGCAUCUUUUUAUCAGCUGUCUUUGGUGUCAUAAGUAGUAAAUUGCCUAGGUAAAAUUCCUUGAGGAACUUUGGCUAAAUUAACUGCAUCACCUCCAUUUUAUCUCUGGCGGGAAAUAUACACCUCCAUUUGUCCCGGUUUCUAAAUAAAUACUUAAAAGGCUGUUAGUGGGACCCCUGCAUGCAUCAAAACUGCUUCUCUAGGCAAAAUGCAGCCUUUAGAUCUGAUAAUGUGUGAGAAAAUCAGAGGCGUGUUAUCUCUUUUCACAUUGCUACCAUUGACUCGCUGCUGCAGGAGGUUAUUGAAAACUCUAGUUUGGAAUAACUCCUAAGGAAGAGGUUUAGGGACAAUGAAAACAUAAAAACAAGAUUUUGAACAAGUCUUCGUCAUCCUUACAAUCAUCACUUCACAGCUUUGCAGCGAAAAUAAAGCUUUUGAGUCAUGACGCAGCAACUCUGUCCAAAGAACAGUAACCAACACCAAGAAACUUGUUCCCUAAGAAUUUUGAAAGUUUAAUCGGGCACAGUCAAGUCUCUUGUUAAGAAGCACUUGCAUUGAUAACCAACGAGAAGCGUUGCUGAAGCUAAGAGACUACUUCAGUCAAAGAGGAGCUCUUUCUUCCAUUUACUGGAGCUGAGGUACAUUUGUGACUGCAAGGGAUCAUCUUGAUAUCAGAGGCUCAAGUACAAUUAUGAGCUCGCGAAACUAGAACAAAAUUGGAAUAUUGUGCUCGUGUUAGUGGACGCAUUGGAGUGCUUGGUCAGUAUGUGACACACCAUUAUUUGUAGGGAAAAACACAGCACCGUUACGUGGUGUUCAUCAACGAAGUUGAUUCUUCUUUUCUUUUUGUACUUGUUGGUGUUUGAAAUGUCUUGUUUAAGUCGUGUUUGUCCAUGUCGGUUUGCAAAAUGGGCUUUUUUUUAUUGCUGUCUUCAGAUUUACUGACAUUCGUGAAGCAAGUAUGUAAUUGCACGACAGUAACCACACCUAGUUUCUUAACUUUGGUAUUUAGGCUAAUGGCGGCAACCUUCACAAUGUUGGCAUCUUCGUUGCCUCCUCGUUCACUAGGUGGAAUGUACGUAAAACACAUAAUGCAGGGAUUAUGCGCAUAAUUUCUGGAUAAUGCGUCUGUCUUGGGUUAUUUAAACUCCUCUUUCUCUCUACACUGGGCAGUUAGUGACACAAGUUACCUUGGAGCCCCCUUAACGUUCACCGAACAUUUGGACUAUUAUUGGAGAUGGCUCGAACAGCAUUUCGCUCCAAUCCAUUUCAUCGCUCAUACAACUUGUUGCAGUGAUAUAGCAGGAAGGCGUUUAAUUCAUGUUCAGAGGCAGUCAUUCAAGGAAAAAUCUGUCCCACUUGGUAGUGAUUGAAUUUGAGGCAUUUUUUAUUAUAGUAGUGCCGCUCUAUACAUUCUUCGAGGGAGUGCAAGAAAAAGAAGAAAAAGGCGAAAUUAACAAGAAAGGCAACCACUAGCCGGGAAACUUGUUAAUGGAAUGUGUAGUUUGUAUAUAUUGAAACAGGCACAAAACAAGGAUUUCAGCUUGAAAUGUAGUUAUUUAGCAGUUUAUUCAAGGUUUACAGAAAUAGGAUAGCUUAGCACUUUGUCACCUUGAACCAAGCUAUGCCAUUUGGUAAUAAUGAAACUGGCUUGCAACUUUUCACACCACCAAUUUGGUUCACGUUUCUUACUUAAUUUUUUUUUUUUGCCUGUUUGAAAAUGUUUGUCUAUCUUUAGACGACACACUGCUUAAUCUCUUGAACUGAAUUUGUGAUUACCUCAUGCAGAAGCGUCAUUGUGUGACAAUUCAUCAGGGGUAAUCGUAAUAGUAUGCGGGGGUGCAUGGUCUGUUUGCUGGGAUCACAUUUCGGUGGUGUCACGAUACUUGGAAAAGCUUGUUUUAUUGGGGAAGCGUACAAGCAGGUUUCUGAUAUGUAUAACAUGCGUUCUUGGUUUGGGGUUGCAUCAGUACAAACACGUAGCCUGUACCAGAUGCCUGCAGCCAAUCCCAGCCCAUUCAUCAUUAUUUUCAUCUGCCUCUAAGCGUGCCUCUUCCAUUUUGCUACUUCUUAUCGUAUAUGUUAAGGCCUCCUAGAGGUGUUGGAGUGAGUUGCUUUGUUUUCGAUGCAUGUUCUGCUUGUAUCGUGAUUAUGUCGUCAGUCGAACCUCACUGUCACAAGGUCGCAUGUGGAUGAGAAUACCUUCACUAUAUCCGAUAUUCAUUAUAAGCAUAUGUCCAUCACAAAUUGAUGUCAACUGGAAAGAUUUUAGAUUUACUUGAUUAUGUCCAGUAAUUCGUCCAAAUUAAAAUACCUUCCUUAUAUUCAGUAUUGAUUAUAAGCAUAUGUUUGUUAUACUCUGAUACUGGCAAGAAACAUUUUAUAUUUACCUCUUAUAUCCAAUAAUUUGUUGUAUUGAGGUUCAGCUGCACUUUGAGUUGUGCCAGGAAGUGGAGGUCAGUGCAAGAAUUCAAGGUGUCCCUGGAAAGAAAAGAAAUGCUGGUGUGCGAUUUCCUGUUGCACACUUUUGAAAAGAACCUUGCAAAUGGUGUUUCAGUGUAGACAUAGUCAUGGGCUUUUUGGUUUGCUUAGUGAAUGCAUCAUUUGUGUUUGACAUUUUCCAGAGUACACUGAACACAGAUUCGAAUAAUUCAUGGUUUAGUGGCCUCAGAAAUAAAGUGGCUUUAAAAUCAUUAGCUAUCAUCUCCUUUUCGUUUAAAAAAAAGCCAGCAAAUGCUUCUUUGUGGACGUGGGAAUAAUUCGAAAUUGGCGUGAAAGAAAAGCAGUGGCAGUUCUUUGAGCCUUCCACAAUGUACUAUGUUAUGAGCAUGUUUUCGUUGGUUUUAGAGGUCCACAUUCAUCUAAUGAAAUUCAAAGACAGGAAUUCUGCUUCAUUAAGAGGUUCGCUCAAGGUGGGGUAUGCAGUACAACAUAUUUGGACCUGUCUGGGAAUUGUAGUCUGGUCGUAGUGGAAAAGGUUCGUUAAACCGGCAUUAUAAUGUAGCCUUUUCCAUUGUGAUGGCUGCAUUGCAAAUUCGUCUUGGUGCUUCUGUGUAAAUAUUUCUGGCAGCGCAAAAUUUUUGAUGUAGAAUUUCCACAGUGUGUGCAGUCGUGCUCGUGACUAAACCUGUUUGAUUGUUGAAGUGUUGCGUUCACGUUUGCUGUGCAUUAGUCUUUGAGCCGUUGUGCUUAAAGGGAAGCUUCAGCUUGAAGUCUGGUUUUCUAAUUGAAAUGCAUGUAAAAUGCAGGAAUGCUCUGCUUAGACACCAGUGUGAAUUAAACGUGUUGCAUGUAGUUGAAAAAAGAAAGUCAAACUGUAGCACACUUUAGUAAUGGCCUUCUUUUUUUUUCCUAGGCUAUGCCUGAAUUUGAAAAACUUUGAUGUUGAACCCCAUGUUUGUAAUUCCAUAACUCUGCACCAACAAAUGAUUGAGGACCUCAACAGAGGGAGUAUAAGAGUGGGGUUGAAGAUUAAUGUGCAGAAAACAGGUAAUGAAGUGAGACGGGCAAGGGAACGAGUUCGGGAUCGCCAGUCAGCCUCUAGAGUCCGUGAAGGAGUAUGUUUACCUAGGUAAACUACUCACAGGGGACCUUGACCAUGAGAAGGAAGUUUAUAGAAGAACUAAAAUGGGUUGGAGCGCAUUUGGCAGACAUUGUCAGACCCUGACUGGAAGCUUACCACUAUCAUUAAAGAGAAA